This is a messenger RNA of Vitrella brassicaformis, 2196 nucleotides long. NCBI's taxonomy places the organism in Eukaryota, Vitrellaceae. The record is from the annotation of a GenBank genome assembly.
AGCAGGCAACCAGCAGCCGGCAACCAGCAGCCGGCAACCAGCAGCCGAAAUGACACCUUGUUGAUGGUGCCGAGCGAAAGCGACAGGAGCGGGACAAGCGAGAGAGCCAAGACAGUGCUCGAUAUGGAAAGCGGCCGAAUACAGCCUCAGCGAAGACGUUCAACUUGUCGAAUGGCUCUAUGCCAUGAAAGAGGACAAUGGGGCCCUCAUAUCCUUUAUCCUGUGACGCCUGUAAGUGGGUACCACAGGUCACAUGGUCUGUCUGUCUGUCUGUCUGUCUGACAGUGUCUGUCUGUCUGUUGUCGCUCUCAGGAAACACCCGCAGGAAGGCUCCAAAGGACCCUGACUGUGGCACUCGCCGCCAUUCUCAUCGGCAUACCGGCCUUCGUUAUCUUCACAGCCAAAGCAGAGAAAGCCAAAUCUAACUGGGAGAAGUGGGCUGAUGAUAUCGUUAAGCGCUACAGUGAGGAAAACAAGCGUGAAAGCGUAUUGGUUCAUCAAUCCCUUAAGUUUGGCAGCAGAGGUGGCCUGUGCGGCGCGCCGCCCGAGCUGUCGGCCAUCAUUGACGACGGCUUCUCGUCGGAGGCCGAGCUCGAUGCGCUGAACAAGAGGGCCAUGCGCACCAAGCGCAACGUGCGCACGAUACAGACAGGCAAGCAGACCACAGCGACGUGAUAGCACAUGUACCAGCACAUGGAAAUGAAGGAAUCCCUGUGUGUGUGUGUGUGUGUGUGUGUGGUUUGUUUGUGUGCAGUGAUGAAUGUGUUGGAGUCGCGCCACGAGUACGUCGAGGUGCAGAGAGUGAGGGAUCUGCUCACGUGGGCCGAUGGAAAGGGACCGCAGCCAGCAAUCCAUCCGCCACAUCAUGAGCUGCACAUGUUUGUCGUGUACACCGGAGCAAACAGCCAUAUGAUGGAACGAUUUAUCUUUCCAUCGGUGUGUGUGUGUGUGUGUAGAGCCUGACAAGAGGGCCUGGGAGCGGAAGCACCAGCGGGGCUACAUCGAGGACGAGUUGGACAACCGCUGGGAGGCCGCCCACGUGGCCGAGACCCACGAGCCGUAUGUGCAGGACCCCCUGGACCGGCACAAGUGGGAUGUGCACAUGUGGGUGGACGCCGAGCUGCUGUGCGACGCCAUGCAGCGUCAGAACCUCAAGCAGGCCACGCGAGAUCUGCUGUCCCAGACUCACUGCCGCAUUCAGGAGAUAGCAGUGGACAGACAGACACGGUCAUACGACCACUAUGUGUGUGUCUGGCUGCAGAACAUGGUGGUUGACAUGCGCAUGGAGAAGGGCGAAGACUGCAGACAGGAACUGGAGACGCUUAAGCGACUGCGGGUAAGGCUCACUCAACGCAGCUAAGGCAUGUCGAUGUAUGUCUCUCUCUCUCUCUCUGUGUGUGUGUCUGUGUGUGUGGUUUGUUUGUGUACAGGCGCUGACGUGGGGGUGUGGACAUCCCGGAGGAGUUUGUCGUACGUUUGAAUUCACGAGACAGGCACCUCAGUGCACGCACAAUGUACUAUCGUGUGGUUUAAUUGUGUGAUUUGUGUGGCUUUUCUGCAGGAGCCGUUUCGCGCAUUGCUCAAGUCCAAGCGCCUCUGGCAUAAGAUCAACGUGUCGGCAUACGACGGCCUGCAGCUGAUCCUCAUCAAAGCCACCUACCAUGUGCGCGGCCACGAGCGUGAGGACGUCAUAGAGCUGCUGACGAACAUGUGGGGCAAGGAACUCACAUGGUCCGAUGGCAACAAGACGUCGGUACGCACGCAUCCACACAUACAGCAGCGAGUACACGUGUGUCCAUCCAUCCAUCCAUCCAUCUGUCUGCCUGUCUGCCUCUUGCCUGCCUGCCUGCCGUGUGUGCAGAUCAAUAUCACACGGGCCACCGAGGAAGAGCGCUAGAAGAAGAUCUAGGAAUACUCCGAGGGUAAGUGUGCAUGGGUGUUCACACGUCUGUGUGCUGUGCCGGUCGGUCGCUCCACCGACCACGUCUGUAUCUCCUCUGUGUCGGUUGGCGUGUGUGCGUGUGUGUGUGCAGAUAACCAAUCGAAGCGCGCCAAGCUCGGCUGAUCGAUAACGAUGACGACGCCGUGUGUGUCGUAUGUAGCUCUGACUCUCUGUCUGGUGCGUGCGUGGUAUGCAUGGCUGCCUGCCUCACUGUCUUUCUUCCGGGUUUACGAGUGAAUGCACACACGUCUGUC